Messenger RNA from Chironomus riparius, 1351 nucleotides. The record is from the annotation of a GenBank genome assembly. NCBI's taxonomy places the organism in Eukaryota, Metazoa, Arthropoda, Insecta, Diptera, Chironomidae.
CCUAAACAACUCUUAUAUCAAAAUGAACGUUACAUUACAACUCAUUGUAUGUGAACGACCGAUAGUCGUACGUGACGUGGACUAUGAUCUUAAAACAUGAUGCUAGAGAAACUUGAUUUUACACGGUUCUUUUCAUAUUUUUCCUAAUUAGUGAUAAAUUGUUUUGGCAAUAACUUAAGAAGUUUCGGGAAGUACCAUUACGAUUCUAAUUUGUAGCUUAUGAUUUUUUUUGGAGCUUCAGUAUUACUUUACACGUCAAGCAAGAAGGAUAUUAAAAAAUGGAGAUAAACACAAAAGAUGUAACGGAAAAGAAAUAUGUAAUAAAGUUUGUUUGGCCAAUGGUGAUGAUGGCUUUGUUCAUUGUUAUUGGAGUUACAAUAGGAAUUUAUUGUAUGACCUUUAAAGAUGUUCGUGGACCUACUUAUAUAUUUACAUUUGGAGCCUUCAUAGUUGGUGGUCUUGGACUAGGACCUGGAGCUCAUCGCUAUUUUUGCCAUCGAUCCUUUAAAACUAAUCGAGCAGUAAAAAUAUUCUUGAUUUUUUGUCAGCAAUUAUCAGGAAUUAGAACAGUAAGCAUGUGGGUCAGAGUUCAUAGAACUCAUCAUAAAUUUGCUGAUACAGACAAAGAUCCUACGAGUAUGAAGUAUGGCUUACUUCAUGCAGCUAUUGGUUGGUUUUUAAUUGAACAAACACCUGAAUGUAAAAGAGAAUUGGAAAGAAUUUAUAUGGAUGAUAUAACGGCUGACAGCGACUUGAACUUUCAACUUAAAUAUUAUCCAAUACUUUAUGUUUUAAUAACUAUAGCACUUCCCACAAUAAUUCCAUAUUACUUCUGGAAUGAAACAAUACUAAUUGGAUUUGGAUUAAAUAUGAUUAGGUAUGGACUUAAUAUCUAUCAACAAAUAGUUGGAAACAGCUUUUUGCACUGGAAUGGAAGAAAGCCUUAUGACAAAACAGGAACAUCAAUUGACAAUGAUUUUUACAAUUUAAUUACACUUGGCGAAGGAUAUCACAAUUUUCAUCAUGCAUUUCCGUUUGAUUAUAGGGCCAAUGAGCUCUUUGGGAUUGCACACAUCACAUCAUUAUCAAGUCUUUUUAUUAAUCUUCUGGCAUUUUUCGGAUUAAUCUAUGACAGAAAAUUUGCACCUCGACACAUGAUAGCAAGAAGGGUUGCAAGAACAGGAGAUGGAAGCCAUAUUUUGUCAAGUACUUAUUUGAAAGAAAGUAAAUUAUGGGAUUAUGGUGAUCCUGAUAUUAAUCCGGAUGAUGAAAAAGACAUGAAAAAUGGGAAGUUAUAAAAACAAAGAAUUAUUGUAGAAGUCUGUAGUCAAAAUAAAAUUAAUUAGAGUGC